GAGAAGGAGACGUUGGUCUAAAGCCUCGGGUGAUUGCCCUAAAGAGGCAAGCUGGUGAUCAAUGAGUAUCUUUUCGAAGAUACAGCAAACAUUUGCUAGUUCUAUCGUUGUCUAAAACUCAGACACAUUUGCAAGUUCUAUCGUUGUCUAAAGCUCAGUUUUAUCAGCAAACCUUUAUUGUCGCACAACUUAUUUGCAAAUAAGUUGUGUGUCAAAAUCAGCAACAUUCAGUGCACGACAGUUCGUGCAUCGUCAGCCAAACUGAGAACAAUGGGGUCGAGCAAUCGGCGCUUCUCAUCAUGGCUGUCACUAGCUACUUUAAUUGCUACUCUGGCUGUUGUGAGCCAAUGCGUCGAGAUGCUGGAGAUGGAUGCGCAUGCGUCGUUGACCUUCUGCGAGAUUCAUGUAUAUUCGGAGGAUGGUUACAUGCUUCGUCUGCAUCGGGUUAUACCUCGGGGCAACCUGGACAAGUCUGUGGGAAUGGCUGGAGCCGGAGCUCCGACAUAAGCACAAGCACAAGGGGCCCUUCCCUGGGUUCAAGAAACCACGCCCAGCUCCUUAGGCUGUACCCUCGUACACAAGUCCUAGCAGCAGGUCAGAAAGUCCACCAUCUCCAAGUCCUCCUCCUUCGUCCUUCUCGCCUCCAGGUGAAGGAGCAUUUGAAGGACUAUCUUCGCCGUGGUCCUCCUACUCUCCACCAGGUGGAUAUGGAGGUCCGUGUCUUCCUUCCUCCUCCUCGCCUCCAAGUGAAGGCGCAUAUGGAGUAUCAUCUCCGCCAUCGUCUUCCUACUCUCCAUCUCGUGGAUAUGGAGGUCCAAGUCUUCCGGCCUCCUCCACGCCUCCAAGUGAAGUCACAAACAGAGGAUCAUAUUCGCCACCGUCGUCAUACUCUCCACCUGGUGGAAUUGGAGCUACUACUCCUUCUGCGUUCUCCCCACAAGGCGCAAGCACAGAUGGAGGAUCGAACUCAGCUCCCCCGAAAUUGAAUUGAAUGAAUCAUUUGACGUCACUUUCAUGUCGGAGUUACAAGAAAUUCAGUUUGAGUCUCAUCGAACAUCUACCUCUUUAUUAAACAUUUUAGGGUAUCAUCCAUGAUACGGUUCCAACAAGUUAUGUUUGAGGCUCAUCACAUUUCUAUCUCUUCUGGAAAAGGUAUAAUGGAGUAACUCUUGCGUGACGGAGUUCCAACAGAGUUGACUUGAGUUCCAUCAAUCUUCACCUCUUCAGGAAAUUUAAUGUGCGUACUUUGAAGUCUUCUCACAUGACGGGGUUACCGAAAUUGGCGGGCCUGGCAACCUCCUGCUGCAGCAGCACGAUGUUUCCGAUCCAGCUUCUCCGGAACAGAGUGCGACCCGAUUGAAUGAUUGAUUGAUGUCGUCUUGCUUCUCUUCCUCCUCGUUCAGCAGCUGCGACACUCCCUCUCGUGAAAUUGUAGCAUGCUUAUUUUGCUAUGAUUGGGAAGAGUCCGCGUUCAUCAAGGUAGACUGAAGAGAUCUUCACUUGCGGAUAAAUAUUUACCAUGUGGCCACUGCCUCGCAAGCUGUUAAACAGGAUGUUCAAUUUCUUAGAAGAGCAUCUGGAUGAGCGAAUCGAAGCUUGUGAAUGAUGUCGAUUCUUCUUCUCUUCCAGGAUGAGAUUAAAUUCUCAAAUUUGCAAGCAAGGAUGCUCGUCUCUGCCAAUGAAAUUAUAUCAUACAGAACCCACUGAUCGUUACAUUAUUCUCUUUGAUAGAAGGUAAGUGGAGGAGACCGAUGUGCUUAUAUUAUCAACUCACGGGGUUUUGAAGUUUGCGCUCCUCCUGAAAGUCACUUGGGAGACUUGCUUUGGCAAUCGCUCGUUGAGUAGCUGUGGGAUCAAUAUUCCGAGACACGACGACUGUGACCCUACGAACCUCUCGUUGGGAGGGCUGAGUGAAAGUCCGGAGUACUUUUAGUCUGACCAUACGAUAUGAUGAAUCUAAUAAUCUCCCAAUUAAGUACGCCACUUGA
Molecule: messenger RNA, 1988 nt
Organism: Marchantia polymorpha subsp. ruderalis
Lineage: Eukaryota; Viridiplantae; Streptophyta; Marchantiopsida; Marchantiales; Marchantiaceae
Source: the annotation of a GenBank genome assembly